Molecule: messenger RNA, 2609 nt
Organism: Kogia breviceps (pygmy sperm whale)
Lineage: Eukaryota; Metazoa; Chordata; Mammalia; Artiodactyla; Physeteridae
Gene: NPY1R
Product: neuropeptide Y receptor Y1
Biological process (GO): G protein-coupled receptor signaling pathway
Cellular component (GO): neuron projection; plasma membrane
Molecular function (GO): neuropeptide Y receptor activity; neuropeptide binding
Source: RefSeq, a predicted model, not a curated record
CCCGCUUCAACCAUCGGGCUGAAAGACGGAUGCGGCAGAGAGGGUUGUUUAGUUCAAGGGAAUGAAGAACUCAGAAUAAUUUUGAGAAAUGGCUUCCAAUAUGGAGAAUAGAAAUAAGUUGAGUCUUUGACCUGCUUUGAGGAAACAUAUUGUCCAUUUGUCUAAAGUCAUCUGUAAUAGCCAAACCAAUCAAAAUGAAUUCAACGCUAUUUUCCCAGGUAGAAAAUCGUUCAUUCUAUUAUAAUUUUUCAGAGAAGAAUUCCCAGUUUUUGGCUUUCGAAAAUGAUGAUUGUCAGCUGCCCUUGGCCAUGAUAUUCACGUUAGCUCUUGCUUAUGGAGCUGUGAUCAUUCUGGGGGUCUCUGGAAACCUGGCCUUGAUCAUCAUCAUCUUGAAACAAAAGGAGUUGAGAAAUGUCACCAACAUCCUGAUUGUGAACCUUUCCUUCUCAGACUUGCUUGUUGCUAUCAUGUGUCUCCCCUUCACGUUCGUCUACACGUUGAUGGACCACUGGGUUUUCGGUGAGGCAAUGUGCAAGUUGAACCCUUUUGUGCAGUGCGUUUCCAUCACUGUGUCUAUCUUCUCUUUGGUCCUCAUUGCCGUAGAACGGCAUCAGCUGAUCAUCAAUCCACGGGGCUGGAGACCCAGUAAUAGACAUGCUUACGUAGGCAUUGCUGUCAUCUGGGUCCUUGCUGUGGCUUCUUCUCUGCCCUUCCUGAUCUACCAAGUACUGACGGAUGAACCAUUCCAAAAUGUGACCCUUGAUGCGUUCAAGGACAAGUACGUCUGCUUUGAUAGAUUUCCAUCGGACUCUCACCGGUUGUCUUACACCACUCUCCUCUUGGUGCUGCAGUACUUUGGCCCACUCUGUUUUAUAUUUAUUUGCUACUUCAAGAUAUAUAUACGCUUAAAAAGAAGAAACAACGCGAUGGACAAGAUGAGAGACAAUAAGUACAGGUCCAGCGAAAACAAGAGGAUCAACAUCCUGCUGCUGUCCAUAGUGGUGGCGUUUGCGGUCUGCUGGCUGCCGCUUACCAUCUUCAACACCGUGUUCGACUGGAAUCAUCAGAUCAUUGCUACGUGCAGCCACAAUCUGUUAUUCCUGCUCUGCCACCUCACAGCCAUGAUCUCCACCUGUGUCAACCCCGUAUUUUAUGGCUUCCUGAACAGAAACUUCCAGAGAGACCUGCAGUUCUUCUUUAACUUUUGCGAUUUCCGGUCUCAGGAUGACGACUAUGAGGCCAUCGCCAUGUCCACUAUGCACACGGACGUCUCUAAGACAUCUCUGAAGCAGCCAAGCCCAGUCUCGCUUAAAAAGCUCCACAGUGACGAUAAUGAAACAAUCUGACCCUGCCGGAGCAUUGGGUCCCAGGUGACAUCUGCUUAAAACCGAGCACAACCCGCAACAGACUUUAAUUCCCUGUUCUCCCAAGGAAGAGGGUUGAAAUCAUUGAAGAAAGAUCAAGAUUCUCUUGUCUUGCUUCUUACGGCCUUUGUAGGAGGUGUCAUAAUUAUAUUUGGGACAAAACGUGUGGGCUUUGGAAGCUUCUGGCGAUGGUUUCGACCAGACAUCUUGGAAGUGCUUUUUUGUAAACUUCUGCAUAGAAUAGAAAGGCUUUUAUAUUGUAUUUAUUAGAAGGAAAUUUCUUUAAAGUAUUGCUGUUCACUGACUUGAGAAGCACCACACCUGACGCUCUUGCUUGAUUGGGCCAUCCUUGUUCGAUGAGAUCGUCAGUAGAUUGGGCAGUCCUGUGGAAGGUUCGGUAUCAAGCUUCAGCCUGUUACAGAGGUGAUGGCCUGCGAAGAGCAGCGUUCAGGGUGUGAGCUAAACGAGAGUCUGUGUCCUGUAUGCCUAGGCUGAAGUCAUUCAAAAGUGAUUUGCGUUUUCUUGAAAUUUUAAGACAGGAUUUCAUUUGCUCCUAAUUGAUUAUCACGUAAGAUAAAAAAUACAUUUAAAAAUACUUCUCAGCUGUGAAUAUCUUGGGGAAUUGGGCCACCCACGAGGAUUAAGUGGGACAGCAGUUCCCUAACUUUAAAACUAUUUUGGUACCUGACAACCAAAUGAUUUCAGAGUAGUUAGUUUAACAAGUAAAUUAGUAUUGCUGCGUAUGGUUGGAUUAUAUUUAUUAGAAUUGAUGGUCAAGAGGCUUUCCAUUCUUCACAGACUGUUCAGUGUUUGUCAGGCUUCCUAGCAUAAAUAUACGUCAUUCAAAGGCUUUUAUUUCCAGCUUACAAUAUAUAUAACCACAAAGUGUAUUUUCUAUACAUCAGUGCCUAUAUACUAACCCAUUUUUAACUUUCAACGUCCAUCUUUCAAAGGACACCAAGGUACAAUGUUGAAAGGAUGUCCACCCUGGGUAGCAGGGGGAAAUACGGGAAAAUUGAGGACACCUCACGUAGCUCACGUUAACUUGUGUGAACUGUGUGCCUGUGGCAUCUUACCAAUCAUGCGCUAUGUACUGAGGGGUUGUGUCAUGUUAAUAUACUUCAUUUCAUGUACCCUGUAAUCAUGACUGAGCCUCAGAAUCAUUGGGAGGGAAGGUAUUUUAAAGAACAAGACAUAUCUUUGAUGUAGUAUACAGACAUAGUAUUAAAUGUGUUUGAUUUUAGA